Messenger RNA from Saccostrea echinata, 886 nucleotides. Its product is annotated as ashwin-like. NCBI's taxonomy places the organism in Eukaryota, Metazoa, Mollusca, Bivalvia, Ostreida, Ostreidae. Gene Ontology annotation, biological process: embryonic morphogenesis. The transcript is spliced from 4 exons. Gene Ontology annotation, cellular component: tRNA-splicing ligase complex. The record is from RefSeq and is a predicted model, not a curated record. Bases 6 to 803 code for a protein of 265 amino acids.
AGGAAAUGCAGGCUGAGAACAUGGAAUUAGAGAACGAAGUGUCUGAGUCAACUACUCGGACAAGAGAUAGCCAAGACUGGUUGUAUCCAGAACUCUUGUCCGAGGAAAAACUUGUACAGAUUCUCAGACAGAGAUAUAUCAGACACACAGAUUUAACACAACUAGCCAAAGAACAGUUGGUUGAUCUGUACUAUAAAUACAUCAUCCCUCUGCCCCAGAGAACCUACAGGAACAACCGCCGGGGACGGGAAAUGACAAAAAGACAGAUUGUUCAGGCAAAGAAAAGAAAGAGCAGUCUGACUGAAGUUGGGAGUCCUGAUAAAAAGAAGGUGAAGAGUGUGGGCAGUGAAUCUCGUUUCCUGACCUCCUUUAACCUUCCGUCAUCAGGCUCAGGGGAACGGAUCAAGCCACCCCCGUCAUGUAUUAACUUUGAAAAGAAAAAGAUCAAGCUUAGCUCUAGCAGCACUUCAUCCAAAGCAGGAACAGUGACAAAAUUAUCAGAGGAGAAGACAAAAACAUCUAUAAAACUAAAGCAAAAUGGAGGUAAUUCAGAAAAGAUUGACAAUUCAGAAUCAACCAAAGCAACAGAACAUACAAAGUCAACGUCCUCUCCAGAGAAGAGGACUAUUAAACUGAUAAAUAACUUGUCUUUAUCAACAUCAGAAGCAGAUGUCAAGAAAAGUAAAGUAAUUAAAGAUAAUGCGCAAGAAGAAAAAACUCAAGACAAACAAGAGGCAAUGGACACUUCCUCUGAGAGCUCCUCAAAGAAAACUUUUAAAAUGAAGAAGGUUUCAUGGCCUUGAAAUGAACAUUCAGUAAUUAAUGAUAUAUUUUAGUUUAAAAUGGAUAAAUUGAACAAUGAAUUAAAAUGAUUACAUGUAAAUUA